UUUUCACUCAAUAUUAGUUUUUGGUUGUACCUGAAACGUUUGUUGUUACAUUUUCCAAAUUUUUUUGAGAAGCCAAAAACUUUGUUUCCGUUAUAAUUGGCUUUAUAUUUUUUAUUGGGUUAAAAAAUAUAUCUUAUUUGCAACGGUCACACUGAAGUGCAGGCGAUAGUCGAUACCACCGGACAAUUUCACUGAUCGCUUAACAUCUCUAGUGGCCAUUUUGGAAAAGAACAAAAAAAGUUCCUUUUGCCGUUUGACUUCCUGGAGAGUAGCAGCUGGUGUUUUUUGCCAAUAAUCUACCGCUUAAGUGAGAUUGUGCGAGGUGACCGUGACGAAGUACCAGUGAAUUCUUUUGCUAGAUAUUCAGAAUUGUGUGAAGCUGAGCAUGAAUUUCCCAAUAUUUCACGCUCCCCCCCUGGCCACGCAGUCAAUGCGCCAGCAGUCUUUGUAUCAGCAAACCUAUUUGGACCGCAACCGUAUGAUCACGGAUGUGUUUGUCCAGGAGCAUGUCUUGCAAACCACCUGGGCUUUAGCCCCCGCGCUGCCACCGGCGGCUGUGAUAAUUCCCGGAAGUGUGAACUGUCCCGUUACCCAUCAGCCGACACCGGUAGCUGCAGCCCCAACCCCAACCCUCUUGGGACCCAUGGCCUAUGUGCCCAUUCCGAAUGUCCAGUACUACGCAGCCAGUUCUGCCUCGAUGAACGCCUAUGGCCAAGGUCAGAUGUAUACGGCUCGUGCCUCGACCUCGACUGCCAGCUGCAACGUGCCCGGCUUCUUUGUGCCACAGUACUAUCAAGGCGGUAGCGGCAGCAGCAGCAGCAGCGGUGGCGGAGGACCUGCUGGUCCUCAGCCCACCAAGCCUUCCACCGUGUCCAAUGGCACGCAGUCCCAGUUCCAGGCUCCGCCUCCGCCACCGAAUCGCACCUGUGAUGCCACCACUCAGGCGGACUUUGUGCCCGAUGAAGCUAGUGAGGUAGAAACACUGCCGCUAGUUUCCGACGAAGAAAAGACUCUCGACUUUAGCGACAGUUCUUUGGACAACAGCGGUGCCGGUGACGGAUUGCGUGUGCACUCAGGUGCCAAGCGCAACUCGGAGGUGUUGCUCCAACAGCAACGUCUCCACGACAUCACCACGUUAUCGCUUCAGGGCUGUGAGAUUGCCGAACGCCUAGCCACUGCCCAUCGCAACCGUCCGUGCUUCAAGAAAAUCGACACCCUCUGUGGCCGCUUGAAGCAGGACCUCCUGCGACCGGAUGGCGUCUUGGCCAACAUCAACUCCCAGGGCAUCGCCUGGGCUGUCAAGGACUUUAUAUUCGUCUUUACGCGCAUUGUGAAUGCUUGGGUAAUCAUGAAGGGCUAUGUUUAUAAUACGCCUGAUGGCCUGAACAAGAUAAAGGAUGAGUUGCCAAGUGGCUUUAUGUCAACCUUUGAUUCCUGGCAAAAUGAAACCCAAGCCCUGGUGCAGAUGAUUAUUAAAUCCUUUGUAAGCCUUGAUGACCUGCUCCUAAAGCAGAAGAAUUCGUUUACAAGCAAAGAUCUGAGUCUGAACAAUAGUAGCUCAAUCUGGAGCUUUAAUGAUAGCAACGAGAGCACCACGUCGUGCAAGAAAAACAAUUGUAUCACGGCUGCUCAAGGACUAGGUCCAACGGCCAGCAGCUCACCGAUUAUCGCUAAUGGGGGAUCAGGAGGACCUGGUGUUAAGCCACCAUCAGAGAGCGAUGAACAGCGAAUGGCUCCCACCACUGCUCUCUACAAGCCCAAGUCCAAUGUGAGUCUCAACUAUCUGUAUACCAUGAUCGAGGAUUCGGAGGAGACGCAGCGCAACGUGGACGCCAAUGGCACUUACCUCAAAACUGGCACCUAUCAGCCGCUCCAAAAGGAGAUGUUGAAACAAAUUGAGAUGACCCCACAGAAGCCGCAACCCAGGGAGCAGCACGUCGAGCCCCAAUGGCCGUGGAAGGGUUAUCCAUCGGCGAAAGCGUUUGUACAGCCGCCAACUCCAGUAGCUCAAGAGCAUCGUCAGGAAACCUGUCGCAGCCAGUUGGAUCCUCAUAUCGAUUCGAGGGGUUGCAUUAAUCCCUUUAGCCUGAUCAAACGUGAUGUCACACGGCAGCUGCACGAGCUCAGUGCUGGCAUCAUGGAUCUCCAGAACUUGGACCACUUUUUCCAAAAGCAGUUCACCCGUAAUUAUUACCCGGACUUCUUCCAGCGAUGCCAGGAUGACUUUAUUGAUAUUCGCACCAUUGUACUGCAAUGCGAGACCGCCUCCUACAAUCAUCUUUAUCAUGCUAUUCACGACCUACGUCGCAUCACCUUUGUGGUGCGAUGCUAUCUACAGAUAUAUUCGGACGUUAAACUGCAGGAGUACGUUGAACUUUAUGAAAAAUCUGUGAAUGAAAUGCUGUCCAAGCCACCGCACAAGCCCAAUCAAUACGAUCAUAUCGUGGGGCGCCCCGGCGAGAAGCUUUUCAACUACCAAAUAUGAGACAUCAAGACACACGUUUCUUGUUACCUUUUAGGUAUUUUGUCAAUGAAAAUCAAGUGUUAAAAAAGCAUUCGAAUCAAUCAUGGUCGCAAUUAGCAUGUUGUUAACUCUUAGAGAAAGUAAUUUUAGUUUUUUUGUUUCAUAAACAAUUUGUUGAGCCUGUCUAUAGAAAGAAUUUCUCGUAAUGUGAUUUAUAUAUUAUAUUUUUGAAUUUGUAACCACA
Messenger RNA from Drosophila serrata, 2708 nucleotides. It is a transcript of the gene mtsh, whose product is annotated as mitoshell. NCBI's taxonomy places the organism in Eukaryota, Metazoa, Arthropoda, Insecta, Diptera, Drosophilidae. The record is from RefSeq and is a predicted model, not a curated record.